UUCGAAAAACCCUACCAUCAAUCGCUUAUUUUGAUUCGGGUUCAAGUAGUUUUCCUUUGCUACGGCUUUAUCUUCAAUCUGUUUUGAGGGAUUUGAUUGUGUGGUUAGUGGCUAAAUGAAGGAAUAGGAAAAAUGAAAUCUUGAUUAUGGGUUUUGAUUUAAUUCCGAUGAUAUGUAGUAGAGGAGACCAAGUUUGCUCCUUUUCCAUUAUAAACUUGGAGGAGGAUUGAACUCGCUUCUUUGCUUUUGGUUGUCGAGCUGCCAAACUGGCCUUUAGGGUUCUGGGUUUUGAUUAUUUUGGAAUCCCUUCUUUAAUUCUAUGUUACCUGAAACUAUCUCCCAUUUUUAUGAAAUUUUGAGGCUGUUUCUGUUUAUUUAUUGUCCAAAUUGAAAUGUUUUGCAUAGUAUAUUGAGGAAAUGGACUACACCAGUGCUUGCUGCAAUUAUAUCAAAAAUGACAAUGGUAGCUAAACCAAAAUGUGUACUCAAUUUGGAUUACAUGGAACUUGGGAUAAGCUAACAAAAAAAUGGAAAUUAUAUCUUUCAUUAUUGUAAAUUAUUACCAAUAACAAAUCCCGUGGCAAAGUGCGGGUGCCAUUCCUAGUAUAUACUGAUGCUUCUCUGCUGUCGGUCGAAAACUCCCACUCCCAGUCUCAAGACUCUCCCCGUCUUCCGCUGUCCCGAGCUUGGUUCAGCCUUCCAGGCUCCAGCCGUGAGUCCUGGCCCUCCGCCACCUCCACUGCGUCUCUGCGACUUCUUCAAUCCCUGAGUCUCAGCCAGAGAAAAUGCCACUGGGGCUAAUAAUGGGGCUAGGAAGGGCAUUUCGUCGAAAGCGAACGGCAUCCCUUGACAUUCUUUCCCCCAAACGAGCCCCAAGGAACUUUUACAAGGGGAAGAACUGCAAGCCCACUGGUUUCCACACCCGAAAAGGUGGAUAUGUUGUGGUGCAGGACAAACUACCCAACUAUGUAGUCCCUGAUUUAGCUGACUUCAAGCUCAAACCAUAUGUAUCUCAGUGCCCCAAAGAGGUCAAGACUGCAGAGACAGCCGAAUCAACUAAAUAGGCAAAUGAGUGGCAAUUAUCUGAGCUUUCCUUUAUUGUUGUAAUAGAAAAUUAAGCUAGUCAUGUUCAUGGAUUUUGUUUUGGUUUUGUUUUGUUUUGUUUUUUUUAUCUUAACUGUACAAGAUUAGUGGGUCUGAUCAAUGUAGACGUUCUUGCUUGGAGGUGUGAGCCUCGACACUUUUCAAGUAAUAAGCUUCCUUGGUUUAAGCAUUGCUUGAUAUUUAUUCAAUUAGAAGAUAACUGGACUCA
Rosa rugosa (rugosa rose) is the source of this 1312-nucleotide messenger RNA. RefSeq lists its product as uncharacterized. The record is from RefSeq and is a predicted model, not a curated record. Gene Ontology annotation, cellular component: mitochondrial large ribosomal subunit. Lineage: Eukaryota; Viridiplantae; Streptophyta; Magnoliopsida; Rosales; Rosaceae. Gene Ontology annotation, molecular function: structural constituent of ribosome. The transcript is spliced from 4 exons. Gene Ontology annotation, biological process: translation. Bases 786 to 1064 code for a protein of 92 amino acids.